UUAGAAGACAAAACUGUAGUCAAGAAAGGCGCUGGUGGUGAUCCACAAGCUGUAUAAAUGAAGAUGUGGAGCUUUUCACUGAUGGAAGUUCAACCAUGAGCCUCCUUUCCACUUUCAUCAUGGAUCAGCACCAAUUCCUUUCCUUCCCAGUAUUGUUCACCUCCUUCAUCUUCAUCUUUAUGGUGCUGAAAAUAUGCAGAAGAUCAAAAACCAAUCAAAAUCUACCUCCAGGACCAAGGAAGCUACCCAUCAUAGGAAAUAUGCAUAAUUUACUUGGCUCUCUACCCCAUCAUAGACUUCAAGAUUUGGCCAAGAAAUAUGGACCUCUUAUGCACCUUCAACUUGGGGAAGUUACCACCAUAGUCAUUUCUUCCCCAGAAAUUGCAAAAGAUGUUAUGAAAACCAAUGAUAUUAUCUUCGCCCAAAGACCCUUUAGUCUUUCCGCACAUAUCAUCUCUUAUGAGUCUGCAGACAUUGCAUUUGCACCAUAUGGAGGGUACUGGAGACAGAUGAGGAAAAUUUGCAUGCUGGAGUUGCUAAGUGCUAAGCGUGUGCAAUCAUUCAGAUCAAUCAGGGAAGAAGAGGUAUCAAAUCUAAUGAGUAGUAUUUCUUUUAAUGGAGGAUCCCUGGUGAACCUUAGCAAGAAGUUGUUUGCUUUCACGUACAGUGUGAUUUCAAGGGCAGCCUUUGGUAGGGUAAGGGAAGAGCAAGAAGCAUUUGUAGCUCUUCUUAAAGAAAUAAUGGAAGUGGGAGCAGGUUUUAGCAUUUCCGAUUUGUUCCCUUCCAUUAAAGUGCUUCAAAUGGUUAGUGGGAUGGGAGCUAAAAUGGAAAGGUUGCAUCAGGAAGCAGACAGGAUACUCGAAAAUAUAAUCAGUGAUCAUAGAUCCAGAAAAGCAGCGGUUAGGAUUGCCGAUGAGGGUGUUGAUCUUGUAGAUGUUUUUUUGAACCUUCAGGAUCAAGAAAACCUUGAGUUCUCUUUAUCAAUUGACAACAUCAAGUCAGUCAUCCUGGACAUAUUCAUUGCUGGGAGUGAGACUUCAUCUACAACUGCAGAAUGGGCGAUGUCAGAAAUGCUAAGAAACCCAACAGUGAUGGAAAAGGCACAAGCAGAGGUGAGGCAAGUUUUCAGUGGAAAAGGCCAUGUAGACGAAGAAGGUCUUGGAGAAUUAAAUUACUUAAAAUUGGUUGUCAAAGAGACUCUUCGAUUACACCCUCCUCUUCCUUUGCUACUUCCAAGAGAAUCUCGAGAGCAAUGCGAGAUCAAUGGAAAUCGGAUACCCAUCAAAACCAAAGUGAUUGUUAAUGCAUGGGCUAUAGGAAGGGAUCCAAAUUAUUGGAUUGAGGCUGAAAGAUUCAAUCCUGAAAGAUUUUCUGAUAGUACAAUAGAUUACAAGGGAGCUAAUUUUGAGUACAUCCCAUUUGGUGCCGGAAGGAGGAUUUGUCCUGGCAUAUCAUUUGGUAUGGUUAAUGUCGAGCUUCCACUCGCAAAUUUGCUUUACCAUUUUGAUUGGAAACUCCCUAGUGGAAUGAAGCUAGAAGAACUAGACAUGACAGAGUCUUUUGGAUCAGUUGUCAGAAGAAAAAACGACUUGUGCUUGACUCCUACUCUGUGCCAUCCUCUGCCAGUGGCAUAACAAUGGUGGAAACUGCAAAAGACUAAAUUCGUGUAUUUAGAUAUAUAAAUAUUUAAGUAUAAAUAAAUGAGUAUUGAUAAAUAUGUGAUGCUUAGAUAAGUGUAUUGUGCUUGGCACUAUGUGUGGGGUAUUUAAUUAACGAGUGUUAGCAUAGUGAGUACUGUAUACGUCUAUCUAUGACAUAUGUUAUGUAGAGUGUUUAUCUUAUAUGCUAUUCCUUUCCUUUCC
Messenger RNA from Hevea brasiliensis (rubber tree), 1862 nucleotides. Its product is annotated as desmethyl-deoxy-podophyllotoxin synthase-like. Gene Ontology annotation, molecular function: heme binding; oxidoreductase activity, acting on paired donors, with incorporation or reduction of molecular oxygen; iron ion binding. The record is from RefSeq and is a predicted model, not a curated record. Lineage: Eukaryota; Viridiplantae; Streptophyta; Magnoliopsida; Malpighiales; Euphorbiaceae. The coding region runs from base 96 to 1634 and encodes 512 amino acids. The transcript is spliced from 2 exons.